Hippocampus comes (tiger tail seahorse) is the source of this 360-nucleotide messenger RNA. RefSeq names its product amyloid-like protein 2. Gene Ontology annotation, biological process: axonogenesis; central nervous system development. Lineage: Eukaryota; Metazoa; Chordata; Actinopteri; Syngnathiformes; Syngnathidae. The coding region runs from base 52 to 342 and encodes 96 amino acids. Gene Ontology annotation, cellular component: membrane. The record is from RefSeq and is a predicted model, not a curated record. The transcript is spliced from 2 exons.
UGUCUAUGAAACAGUUGACAAGGUCAUAUUUUUGUGCAGCACUUCCAGGCCAUGGUGGAGUCACUGGAGGAGGAGGCCGCCAGUGAGAAGCAGCAGCUGGUGGAGACCCACCUGGCCCGGGUGGAGGCCAUGCUCAACGACCGGCGGCGUCUGGCCCUGGAGAACUACCUGGCGGCCCUGCAGGCCGACCCCCCCAGGCCUCACCGCAUCCUGCAGGCACUGCGCCGCUAUGUGCGCGCUGAGAACAAGGACCGCCAGCACACCAUCCGCCACUACCAGCACGUCCUGGCCGUGGACCCCGAGAAGGCAGCUCAGAUGAAGUCACAGGUGGGUCAUGUUUGAGCAAAGCCCUGAGGAUGG